This is a messenger RNA of Hypomesus transpacificus, 2498 nucleotides long. It is a transcript of the gene adss2l, whose product is annotated as adenylosuccinate synthase, like. Gene Ontology annotation, cellular component: cytoplasm. The coding region runs from base 51 to 1466 and encodes 471 amino acids. Gene Ontology annotation, molecular function: GTP binding; adenylosuccinate synthase activity. The transcript has 13 exons. The record is from RefSeq and is a predicted model, not a curated record. Gene Ontology annotation, biological process: IMP metabolic process; 'de novo' AMP biosynthetic process. Lineage: Eukaryota; Metazoa; Chordata; Actinopteri; Osmeriformes; Osmeridae.
CGCGAGUUGAUCUUCCGGUAGGCCACACGGAGGAAAGAAAGGCAGGCAGCAUGGCAGCGGCAGACAGCACAGUGUCUAAUGGACAAAAAACGGAUUCCCUUAACGGCGAGCCUGCUAUCAAAAGAUCACGGGAGAGUGCACAGGUUGAGUCGCUGCGGAUACCGAAAGAACCUCGUAAUAAAGUUACGGUGGUUCUCGGGGCUCAAUGGGGUGAUGAGGGAAAGGGGAAAGUGGUUGACCUGCUAGCCAUGGAUGCGGACAUUGUAUGCAGGUGCCAGGGGGGCAACAAUGCAGGACAUACAGUUGUUGUGGACUCUGUGGAAUAUGACUUUCACUUGCUGCCCAGCGGAGUACUGAACAAAAAGGCUGUAUCGUUCAUUGGUAACGGUGUUGUAAUACAUCUGCCUGGACUUUUUGAGGAAGCUGAAAAAAACUCCAAGAAAGGCAAAGGCCUUCAGGGAUGGGAGGACAGGUUAAAGAUUUCAGACCGAGCUCAUAUCGUGUUUAACUUCCAUCAAGCUGUAGAUGGCAUCCAGGAACAGCAAAGACAGCUCCAGGCGGGAAAAAAUUUGGGAACCACCAAAAAGGGCAUCGGCCCAGCUUACUCCUCCAAAGCUGCUCGCAAUGGGCUGCGUGUCUGUGACCUUGUGUCCGAUUUCACGGUGUUCGAAGAAAAGUUCCGUGUGUUGGCAGACCAUUUUCUUAGCAUGUACCCAAACCUCAACGUUGAUAUUGACAGCGAGCUUCAACAGCUCAAGGUCUAUGCUGAAAGGUUGCGCCCUCUGGUGACUGACGGGGUGUACUUCAUGCACAAGUCCCUAACUGGACCCAGCAAGAAGAUCCUGGUAGAGGGAGCCAAUGCAGCCCUGCUGGACAUAGACUUCGGGACGUACCCCUUCGUGACGUCGUCCAACUGCACCGUGGGGGGCGUGUGCACCGGCCUGGGCGUGCCCCCCUCCUACGUGGGCAGAGUGUACGGCGUGGUCAAGGCCUACACCACCCGAGUGGGCGUAGGAGCUUUCCCAACUGAGCAGGAUAACGAGACAGGAUCCCUGCUGCAGAGCAGGGGGAGGGAGGUGGGCGUAACCACAGGCAGAAAGAGACGAUGUGGUUGGCUGGAUCUGAUUCUGGUCAGAUACGCUCACAUGGUGAACGGCUUCACUGCUAUUGCUCUGACCAAGCUGGACAUCCUGGAUACGCUGCCUGAGAUCAAAGUAGGCGUGGCCUACACUGUUGACGACCAGCCUCUUCCUAGCUUCCCUGCCAACAUGGACGUGUUGACGCGGGUGUCGGUGAAGUACGAGACCCUUCCUGGCUGGUGCUGCAGCACGGAGGAGGUGAGGAGCUUCCAGGGGCUUCCCCCCCAGGCUCAGGGCUAUAUCCGCUUCAUCGAGGAAUUCCUCCAGGUGCCAGUGAAGUGGGUCGGAGUGGGGAAGUCCAGGGAGAGCAUGAUCAAGCUGUUCUGAUUGGCUCUGGGUUCAGGAACUGGCGAUUUGCUCGAGCUGCUUGGAACAGGAAGGACUGAACCCAGCGUGGAUUUUCAAAAACCCGACAUCUGUCCUUAGAUAACCAUCACCAGCAAAGUUGUGUGUGGAAUGUUUAGGGAGCCGUUUAUGGUCCAAUUUAAAUAUACCAUAUUUGUAACCUGCAUUCCAUAUCUCUUUUUUCCCCCUAAUGGGGCAUGUUAAGAGCUAAAUUGGCUCUGUUUUUGAGAUGAUAUAUCAUUGUAGCUUAUGUAAGGCAGCUGAUGCACUGGGAAUUUUCUGACCUCAUGAGUUACUCUUGUUUUUGAAAUUAUAGACAACAUUUUGGUCACAGCUUAAAAAUGCAGUCUUUAAUGUUUCGAUGAAGCAGUCCCAGGUGUUUGCAGUUGUGUGUAGCUCCGGAGUAUAUCACAACCAAAAAUAAUCCACUUGCUUUCUCUGCUUUGCUUUUUGAGGAUAAACAAGGUUGUUCAUGGUUUAAAGGGAUACAAAGUUAAAUGCACCUCGUCAGGCCUGGCGUCGAUCUUUCCCAAUGAUUUCUAUAACUUGCAAAUAGCUUCUAAUAUGAUUAUACAACUGCAUGAUUUUUGUUUUGUUUCAAAUGUUCUAGUUUUAGAUCUUAAAUGGCCUCACAAUGUAGAUUUUAUUCCCCCACAAAUGUUGCUUACCAUGACAUGCAGAAUCGAAUCCUCUUGAUUUGAGGUGCUUUGAUGGACUUGGUUGUGGUAAAAAAAAAAGUUGUUUUGGCAAGGUGGAUGAUGCAAAAGGGAUCAUGUCUUAAAGCCUUAGCUUAAUAUUGGAUCAAGAAUGUUUAGUGCACAAAAACACAUUGACCUGUGUUUAAAACAAUUAAACUUAAAAAUGUAUAAAUAAUUUGGAGUGGUCUUCCACAUAGUCAAUGUAUAUAGGCUUCAUUUACACUACUGUUGUCUAACAUUCCAUUCAUUGUGUCAAUAAAGUUUAAAAAAAACUUUACUCAGCUGUUCCAAAUAUAUAAAUAAAACGUUGGCCAUC